AUGGGGGACGAAAAGAUCGUCCACGACAUGGUGCACUUCAAGACCUCCACCAACAAGCAUCCCCUGGGAGUCAGCAAAACUGUCGUAGGAGACAAGCCCAUCUGGGAGAACCCCAUGCAUCACUCAGUCUGGACCGACGAGGAGGUCAACGGAGUGAGGAAGACUCACAAGCCAAUAGAAGGCUUGGCAGACCGCCUUGCGUUCAGUGGAGUCAAGCUCUGCCGCUGGUCCUUCGAUACCUUCUCGGGCUUUCGCUUCGGCGAGCUCACGGAGUCCAAGGUCAUCAGUCGCAUCUGCUUCCUUGAGACAGUAGCAGCGGUACCAGGAAUGACAGCAGGAAUGCUCCGCCAUCUCCGAUCUCUUCGUCGCAUGGAUCGUGAUCAUGGAUGGAUCCACACGCUGCUCGAGGAGGCUGAGAACGAGCGCAUGCACUUGCUCACGUUUGUCAAGCUCAAGAAGCCCAGCUACGCUUUCCGCACAGCCGUCGUUGCUACCCAGGGGAUCUUUAUGAACCUCUUCUUUGUCGCCUACAUCGCCAGCCCUCGCUUUUGUCAUCGCUUUGUCGGGUACCUCGAGGAGGAGGCAGUCAAGACCUACACCGACAUCAUCCACGAGAUCGACAAUGGCAAGCUCAAGCACUGGCAGACCCAGCCCGCCCCUCAGAUUGCCAUCGACUACUGGCACUUGCGGCCGGAUGCGUCGAUGCGGGAUCUGAUGCUUGCGGUACGCAUGGACGAGGCAAACCACCGCGAUGUCAACCACACCUUCGCAAGCCUUAAGAAAAACGAGAUCAAUCCCUACGUCCAGGCGCAUGCUGAAGAGACCGCAGCUUCCCGCGCAAUCCCAUCGAAUGCUUGA
This is a messenger RNA of Guillardia theta CCMP2712, 858 nucleotides long. RefSeq lists its product as hypothetical. The transcript has a single exon. The record is from RefSeq and is a predicted model, not a curated record. The coding region runs from base 1 to 858 and encodes 285 amino acids. Gene Ontology annotation, biological process: alternative respiration. Gene Ontology annotation, molecular function: alternative oxidase activity. NCBI's taxonomy places the organism in Eukaryota, Cryptophyceae, Pyrenomonadales, Geminigeraceae. Gene Ontology annotation, cellular component: mitochondrion.